Molecule: messenger RNA, 1836 nt
Organism: Colletotrichum orchidophilum
Lineage: Eukaryota; Fungi; Ascomycota; Sordariomycetes; Glomerellales; Glomerellaceae
Product: malic enzyme
Exons: 5
Coding region: 1-1836 (611 amino acids)
Biological process (GO): malate metabolic process; pyruvate metabolic process
Cellular component (GO): mitochondrion
Molecular function (GO): malate dehydrogenase (decarboxylating) (NAD+) activity; NAD binding
Source: RefSeq, a predicted model, not a curated record
AUGCUACCCAGGAUCAUCGUGAACCCUCUGCGUAACACCAUCACCCGCCGCUACCAUCCAUCCCGUCUAUCCCACAUCAUGGCUCCCGCCAAGGACCGCAAGGAGCCCAAGUUCUCCCACCUGCCUCUGAGUACCAGCGGCCCCAUCAGUUGCGCCGUCACCGGAAGCGCGCUGCUGAACACGCCGUAUCUCAACAAAGGCACCGCGUUCCCCGAGGACGAGCGCCGCGAGUUCAACCUCACCGGCCUACUUCCCCAGAGCAUCCACUCCCUGGACCAGCAGAUGCACCGCGCUUACGAGCAGUACAAGAGCCGACAGGAUGAUCUCGCCAAGAAUACUUUCCUAACGUCGUUGAAGGAGCAGAAUGAGGUGUUGUACUAUCGGUUGCUCCAAGCGCAUCUUCCGGAAAUGUUUAGCAUCGUGUACACGCCGACUGAAGGAGACGCCAUCCAGAACUUCUCCAGGCUGUUUAGAAGGCCCGACGGCUGUUUCCUGAACAUUAAUGACGUAGACCACGGAGAAGAGAUUCUGGGCAUCGGUGACCAAGGUGUCGGUGGUGUUUUAAUCUCCGUGGCGAAGCUCGUCCUCACCACUCUAUGCGCCGGCGUUCACCCCAACCGGACCCUACCUGUGGUGCUCGACUGCGGCACCGACAACGAGGAGCUCUUGAACGAUGAUCUCUACUUGGGACUCCGACAGAAGCGUGUGCGGGGACACAAGUACGACCGUUUCGUUGACGAGUUCGUCAAGGCUGCCAGGAGGCUGUAUCCCCGCGCCUACAUCCAUUUCGAGGACUUUGGGCUCACCAAUGCGAGAAGAAUUCUGGAUCAAUAUCGUCCCCACAUCCCAUGCUUCAACGACGAUGUGCAGGGAACGGGAUGCGUUACUUUGGCAGCCAUCACGGCUGCUCUGCAUGUUAGCAAGCAGAAACUCACUGACCUGCGCCUGGUGGUCUUCGGCGCUGGUUCGGCUGGCGUUGGAAUCGCGGACCAAGUUAGAGACGCCAUUGCCGCAGAAGGAAACAUGAGCAAGGAGGAUGCGUCCAAGCAGAUCUGGUUGAUCGACAAGCCCGGCCUCUUGACCACUGACAGCGAGGUGUCCGCUGCCCAAAAGGGCUUCGCCAAGGACCCUGCGGACUGGAAAGACAAGGACGGGUCCCUCCUGUCGGUCAUCAAGAAUGUCAAACCCAACGUCCUGAUCGGGACCUCGACGAAGCCCAAGGCCUUCACCGAAGAAAUCGUGCGUGCCAUGGCGGCCGGCGUCGAGCGGCCUAUCAUCCUUCCCCUCUCCAACCCGACUCGUCUCCACGAGGCCGUGCCGGAGGAUAUCUACAAGUGGACCGACGGCAAGGCCCUCGUCGCCACGGGAUCCCCCUUCAAACCGGUAAAGGGCCCCUGGGGCGACGGCGGCAAGGAGAUCGAAAUCGAGGUCGCGGAGUGCAACAACUCUGUCGUCUUCCCGGGCAUCGGCCUCGGCUCCGUGCUCUGCCGGGCGAGACUGGUGACGGACAAGAUGCUCGUUGCGGCCGUGGAGGGCGUCGCGUCGCUGAGUCCCGCGCUCAAGGACCAGACGGCGCCGCUGCUGCCUGGAGUGGAUGUCGUGAGGGACGUUAGUGUCAGGGUCGCGAGGGCGGUGAUCAAGGCGGCUAUCGAGGAGGGCGUGGCGACGGAAGAGGGGAUUCCGGAGGGGGACGAGGAGUUGGACGAGUGGGUCCGGGAGCAGAUGUGGUCGCCCGAGUACCGCCCGCUGAAGCUUGUUGAGUUCAGCGAAGCGAGUAGGGAGGCCAAGGGGGAGAUGAAGGUUGCUGGGAGUUUUAGCAGAGUCGGCAGCUGGUAG